Molecule: messenger RNA, 1401 nt
Organism: Nicotiana tabacum (common tobacco)
Lineage: Eukaryota; Viridiplantae; Streptophyta; Magnoliopsida; Solanales; Solanaceae
Source: RefSeq, a predicted model, not a curated record
UCAUUUCUAUUGAAUAACAUUUAAAUUAAACAUGUACUCGUGGAUCCAGGUAGCUCGAUCAACGUAAUCAGGUCAAAGGUGGUAGAACAACUCGGACUGCUCGAUCAGAUCAUCCUACCUCCCGAGUCCUCAUCGGCUUCAACAUGGAUGGCGAAGCAAUGAAGGGGGAGAUCACCCUCCCGGUCAACAUGUCUGGUGCUGUUUAGGACGCCAAUUUCCAUGACAUGAGGUACAGUGCAUUGCUUGGCAGGUUGUGGAUACACAACAUGAGGGCAGUAUCGUCCUCUCUACAUCAAAUGAUGAAGUUUCCGACAAAGGACGACAUAAAGACAAUAUAUGGAGAACAGCACGCGGUAAAGGAAAUGUUCGCGGUCCACUGAGAGGCAUCAAAUUCUAUACACUCUACCUCAGAAGAGCCGGGAGGCAAACAGACUCCCGAGGAAGAUUUCCUCACUCCCCGAACUUUUGUUGCCCCCGAAGAAUCAGAUGCAACAAAGUCGACUAUUGAAGAACUAGAGCAAACUGUUUUGAUUGAACAUCUCCCAGAUCGAAAGGUUUCUUAAGUUGUUGGAUUGUGAAUUUGGGAGGAAUAAGAUGAUCUUGAUUUUCAGAUAUUGGAUUCUGGGAAUGCCAAUAGUAGAAGACUGUAAUAGCUUGAGUUAUUUGAGCGUUCUCUAGCAUUUGGUUACUUAAUUGGAGAUAUUUUUGUUAUUCUCGUUUAAAAUGGAAAGGGGAGUUGGUUUUUGGGCGUCUCCGAGAGGUCAAAUGGAGGGUGUUGUCUCGUUUGAUGCUAGUGCAAGGUCUUCAAAUGUCGAUGAUUCAUUCAACAAUGUUAUGGAGAUUAUGAAUCUUGAUGCUUACACUGGAUGGUGCACUAGCCCUAGUGCAGCAGAGCAGAUGUUUGCCUCUUAUGCAGCAUUUUCGCAAAUGAAUUCCAUGUCUCAAAGUUAUGCACCGUUUGAAGGAUUGAGUUACGCAGAACAAAAUACUGGAACAUUUCCUCCAAUGGAUGCCAAUAUGGUCGGAAGUACUGUUUGUGGAGGAGAGAAAAUGAUGUUCGGGCAAAAUGAUGAGCAGUUGCAUUUUGUGGUAGAUUCAACUGAUGGGGUCGGCUUGGUAGCUAAAAGAAGUAAAAAUUCAAGCCAGCAGGCUGAUGAUGCUGAUAUUGGCAACUCUAUGAUCGUAAGGUCACCUUCUCAACCACUUGCUGAGAGAAUGCUUAGGGCGUUGGCAAUGUUUAAAGAGUCAUCUGGUGCGGGAAUUUUGGCUCAAGUUUGGAUUCCAAUGAAGAAUAAGGAUCAGUAUGUCUUGAGCACGUGUGAACAGCCAUAUCUUCUUGAUCAGGCACUUUCUGGCUAUCGAGAGGUCUCUNGGGGGUACUUUCCUUUCUUUGAGGCAUGA